AACAUAAAUAUUGCGCAAUUGUUUUUCGGUCGAGCAUUUUUAGCUUUCUUUCCUUUGAAAACUAUUUUUUUCUCCGUUUUGGCACAUGUAUUGAUUGAUGUUGAUGUGGUUGGUCAGUGAUUGAAAGCGCGUGCAUACAAAAUUCAACGAACGACCAACUGAUGAAUAAACGGUAGCACGACACACGACGGGCAUACACAUUACACAUACACACAUACUCACGAUAUGAAACGACAAUGAGACGAUGACGUCGUUGAACAGUUUAUGUGCGGUGUGCUGGUAUGCGUGUGUGUACGAUACGCCACGUUGGCUACGACGAUCUCAGCUGUUUCACGACAAACAAUCAAAUUUUACUAAUUCGAUUUUUCCCAAAUAAAUUGAAGAUGAAAGACGAAAUGAAAGGAGAAAAAAUGUGUGCGUUGUUGCGCAAAUUCAUCACUGUCGUAUUGUCUAAAUGUUUUGAUUAUUCAAGCGGCGAACGGGUUUUGAAAUCAAAACAAACACUGUUAUCGAAUUGUCGGGCAGACGAAUUGCACGCGCUCUUGCUCAUCUCUUUUGAUUCGCUCUGGUCUCUUUUUCUCGUCUCUUUCUAGUGGUUCAAUGUGAGGAAGAGGUUUUGACUAAACCAUUCUGUUUAGUAUAGGUCCUAUGCUGCAAUAGGAAAUAAGUUUCAGCUGAAAUUUCAAGAGAAUUCAUUUAAAAUAGAUAAAAGGGCCUCAUUAAGAGCGUUAUUUUAGCUAAUUUCAUUAAAUUAACCCAAUAAUUGAUGUCAUUGUAUUUAAACUCGCACUCCUCCGAUCGAUACAUAUCAACGCACCGACAUUGAUGACGUCAAAGAAUCGAGGGAAAAUGUUCGCUCUAGAGUGUAUGGCUUUGGGGUUGAGCUCGUCUUUGCACAAAUAACAAACGGAUGAACGAACUUCAGAUCGUAGAAUCGAGAUGAAUUUCAAAGAGUUCUAUUUAUAUCAAUGCAAAAAAAAGUAUAUUGAUUUCCAUCACAAUGUUCAUUCGGGCCCAUUGAUAACGGCGGAAUGGCUUUCGGAGAAUCGGUUUCCUUUUGACAGAAAAGGUCAUAUGAAUUUGAUUACGUUUCAGUCAUCAUUACUUUUCGGUAAAAAUGGAUUGACAGCGAAUUUGUAGUCAUGGAAAUUCGGUGUUGCGAAGCGAAACAAAAGCUGCAAAAUAUGAAUCGAGUUGGCUGUCGAUGAAUUAUCCGCCCUGUGCGAGCGAAGGAAAAUUGGAGAGAAAGUGGUACACAGCAUCCGACUCUCUGUUGACUAUGAUUUUUAAAUAAUUUCAUUAACAUUAUUUACUACACACAGCUUGAUACAGCCGAAAAAACGUAUUGACGUCAGCAACAGCCGUAAGUCGACGAUGUAUACAUUUUUUUUUUCAUUUGGUACGGUCUCCGACUACUCGAAUCGAACGAAAGAGUGUAUUACAAAAGCGUAAUUAAAUUAUAUGUUGGGGAAAUUUGUUGGGCGGCCAAUAUGUGCGAUUGUGUAUAUUAUGACGGUGAGUGUGUGAAAAAUGGUGUAUGAUGCGAUGAAAGAUAGAUUUACACCGCAUCAUCUUGUUGUGUCACACCAUAUGCUAUAUGAUUUGUGACACAUUUACAAUUGUAGUCAGCCGAAAAGAUAACAUCGCACGUUUUGAGUUUUUCCAAGAAAUUACCGUCACUGAAAAUAAAAAAAACAACAACAGCGAUAUGCUUGAAAUCGCUACCUCAGAAAUUUCGCGCGAGAAAAAAAAUGUAGCAUAAGAAAAUUUAUUAAGGAUGAAAGAAAAGAUUGAGUUCUAUUAUAAUCAGAUAUGACGGUAGCGUUGUUUUUUUCCUCCUGUUCUCCAAUGCGAAAAAAAGAAUUUUUCGAGAAUGACUAAGCCAAAUGGUACAAGCAUAUGAAACGAAGCCGGCAGCCACUCUGUCUUCAGCCCCAUAGUAAAUUGUACAGUAAAACCUGUCAAUAACGGAAUCCCGUGGGAAAUGUUUUUUUCCACUAUUGGCAAGAAUUCCAGUAUUCACAGGAUCCGUUAUUCAGAGGUUUUUGAGUCGAUUCAAACAAAAUUUUCCAUUAUUGAGGGUAAAAAGAAACAAAACAUACAUUUUUAUGGGUAUUCAAUUAUUAUCAAAUCAAGUGAUAUAAUGAACGUGAAGAGGAAAUAAUGAAAUAAAAGUAUUUUUUUACUAAAUGAAUGAAGGAAAAACGAAAGUGAAAAAACAGCGAAAUUCACUGAGUGAAUGACAAACAUCACUUUCUAAAAUUAUCAAGCAGUCUGAACAAUGACUCAAAAUGAGAAGGUAAAUGAUACUCAUUUUUUACACUAUCAAUUUGGCAGCAAUGAAUUCUGCAUUUCAUGAAACAAAACAAUGAUUACCAAACUUAAUGUAAAUGCACUGAUCAAGUGAAUAUGUUUUUACUGGGAGCUUCAAAAAUUGGUUUGCUUGAAUAAAUAAGCAAUGAUUUUGGCAGACAAAAAUGAAAAAUAAUACUGAAAUGAAGGUAAUGUAAAUUGUACUGCACAAUUUUUAUGAUGAUCAGUGGUUUUGAUAAAGGAAAAAAUUUAGUUUUAUAUGAAAAAGAGAUGAAUAAAAGACGAAAAAAAAAUUUCGUGAAGAAAUUUUUUUCCACUAUUCGGAGUUUCGGUUUUCCGUUAUUAACAGGUAAAUUUGUAUGGGAGAGCUCAACGGCCAAAUUUUUUUUCCACUAUUGACACGAUUUCCACUAUUCCCAGGUUCCGUUAUUGACAGGUUUUACUGUACUUUCAAUUUGUUUUCCGUUCGAGCGAAUCGAAAAUAAACAAUAUCAUAUAGAAAUUAAAACACGCUGUUAAUUGGUUUCAAAGACAAAAACAACAGCACACCAACCCACAGAGGAGUAAAUGGUUAUGAAAUAUUGGCAUUGAUGCUAAUUUUUGGCUCGCUGAAUACAUAAAGUUCCAUUUCACCUUUUGAUGUUGUCUCAACAUGUAAUAUAUGGAACACGUGUACCGAAAUUUUAAUUGCUUCCGAUGUUCUCUCCCUCUCUCUCUCUCUCUCUCUCUUCCUCACCAACUCCUGAAAAAUGGAAUCAAUUCUUGAUGAACAACUUUGUACCGAGACAAUGCUUCUCAUUUCCUUUCGGUUUCGUUUCACUCGCAUAACGAUAUUGUUUACAGUAAUUUAAUUUGCAGGUACUUCAAUUUUCUGUUUCCUAUGAGUGGGAUUUUUUUGAUAUGGCAUACACAAAUCAGCCAUCUAAAAGGCUUCCCAUGCACCGUUUCGAAUACAAAACGCUUUUCAUGCACAUAAUUCUAUGUUUAGAACAAAUACGUAUUCGUUUUCAUUCAAUUUGAUUUGAUGUUCAAUUUUUUCAAUUAAUCAUGAGUUUAUACCGUUGAAUGCAUAUUCAUUCAUUUAAACCAAAUUGAAUCAAAAUUCGUGAAAACGCCCUCGAAAAUUCCCUUCAUAAUGUGAACAGUAAUGAUUUGCUUGGAACAUUGGUUCAUUCAACAAAUUAUAACCAUCAUUCAAAUUGUGAAUGAAUUCCACAUGGAUUCACCACAAAAAUUAAUCAUACCACGUAUAUCCAAAAAUAGCCUCUAUUUGCGCUCAUUGACGUUAACGUCGACUAGGAAGUGAAAACAGUGCACUUGAAUAAAAUGCAUUUUGUGGCUAAUGCACACGUCGAUGGAAAAUAGUGGUUAGCUUAUGAACAGGUUCUGCAUAACAUGUAACCAUCGCAGGUAACGCACUAUCAUUGUGGCUUCGAGCAAACGAGUUUAUUGCACCAAACUGCGAUAAUGUGAGGCUUAGCUCACAUUGUGAGCCCAUAAAUAACUGUGCAAUGCACACGUUCGAACAAUCAAUUAUAGUCGAAAUUUGGAGCUGAACGGAUCAACAUGCAGUUGCAUUUGUUAUUGUUAUCGACGCUAUUGGGAUUGUCGACGCAAUCUCUCAUGGUGCCAAAAAAUGUGCCAAAUGCAGCGUUAUACCGAACUAUUCUAUCAGAUCCAUCGAAUUGGUAUGCGGAUUUAGCACCAACAUAUCCUGUUGCAAAAAUUGGUGCAUUUUCCCGUUCGGCAGUUGAGCAACGCCCUCAGCUAAUUCUUUCUGAUCCAAGCAGUUUGUAUUCGAGUUUCUGGCCAAGCGAACGCUUGACCGUGUCAACAUAUGGUGCAUUUUCUCGUGCAGCAGUUGAAAGUCGGCCUUCACCUCAAUUGGUCCUCACCAAUCCAGCCAAUUGGUUUUCCGCCUUGACACCGUCCCAAGGUUUUACACUACCAAUUUUCCGACCUGUUCCUAGCUUUUUGUCGAACAACUGGAACAUUCAACCAUCUGUAGCAGUUGCAACCUCUACACCAACAAUCACAGAAACUGUUCCAACGACCACAGAAAGCGUUGUUUUGUCUACAACAGCAGCACCAUUGAUAGAAACGGCUUCAUUAUCAGAGGAAGUUCCACUGUCAACAAACGCACCGUUAGUUCCAUCGGCUCCUGUAGAAGUUCCAACAACAGUUGCACCAAUCGAUGAACCAGUCACGCCUGAGUUUCGUUUGCCAGUCUCUACUCGACCACCAGGCGUACCACAUCACUUCACAGACGACGACAAUUACAUUCGAUACCGAAUUUCCGAUGGAGUUCAUACGAUCAUGUCCAAUCGUCAAUCAUUCGAAAUCAGAUACACGAGACCAAAUUCCGGAUCGUUUUUGACAUCAGAGAAAGUUUUAGAUGAUAUUGCAAUUGAAUCAAAGGCAGUGCCGUUCGAAGAUGCAACCAAAUUAGUAACACCUGUUGACACACCAGUUGUAACGCCCGUUCAAGAGACAGUAGCUCAUUUCGUUCCACCACUUAUCCGCGGCUCAAACGAUGCAGCCCUUCAUACAGUUGCCAAAGUGCCAUUGAAUGAUAUCACAGUUUUAGCACUUCCUCAAACUGAACCACAACCAUUUUUGGUAUCGCGAAUUCAAAGCCUUCCAUUUGAAGGAAAUUAUGCUCGCACCUUCGCUACCGUUGUAUAA
This is a messenger RNA of Sitodiplosis mosellana (orange wheat blossom midge), 4998 nucleotides long. RefSeq lists its product as uncharacterized. The transcript is spliced from 2 exons. The record is from RefSeq and is a predicted model, not a curated record. Bases 3880 to 4998 code for a protein of 372 amino acids. Lineage: Eukaryota; Metazoa; Arthropoda; Insecta; Diptera; Cecidomyiidae.